GGAAAGCAAGCGAGUUCUGUCAACUAGCUUGCAGCAAAGUACGACCGACACAACUAUGGUAUUAAUAACAAGUGCAAAAUUUUCAAUGUUGUUUUGCUGGAGACCCCACGAACAGGUGUAGCAUAAAUCUUGAUCUAUUCUGUUUAAAAAGUAAAAGCUUCAUAAUUCACAUAACACAGAGCUUCAGAACUUGAGCAGUAGUCUGGUUGGACAGCCCUGGCGGUGGCGUGGCUUCCCGGUAUCUCUCUCCCCUACCCUUUCACUUUCCCCAUAUAUGUCAUUGCAGAGAACUGGGUUUCUUAUAAAAUAUUAAAAAGCCAAGUCAAAUUUGCAUAUGCAUCUCUGGAUUAGACAGACUAGAAAAAGAGGUUUUAAAUAACAAAAACUGCUGGAACUCAGAUGUGACCAACCAACCGUGGUGAUUUCUGGGGACAAGGAGUGGGCGAAAAAUAACGGCUCUGAUUGAUGGGUUUAGUGGACUGGUCGACCUAGACCCCAACAAAGGAACGGUGAGGAUUGAUUUCUGGGUUUGACCAAAAUGUGGUCCCACUUUGUUAGAAGGCGAGAAGGUUGCUGAUAUAUUGACUAGCUGAGCUUCAUUGUCCCUUUUCAUUCCUUUCUCCUAUUUCUUUCUUUCUCGCUCUCUCUCAGAAUCAUGGAGCAGCCAAUUCACAGGACGUGAAGAGCAUCCAGACAAUCUUGAAUUAGGUUUUGGAUCUUAAUCAGCCUAUAGAUGGAAGAAAGAGGAAAGCUUCCUUCGUUUAAAGUCUACUAAAAAGAUGUACUUUGAUCUAUUCAAGGAGAUUUCGGAUUUUUGAUUGGCGUUGGAUCUUGAUACGUGCAAUUAGAAUCGGGCAUGGAUCACAAAGAAAACACGUGGACGAAGUCUUUUUCCUCUGGAAAUGAAUUACUGAAGAAUAUCUCCACAGGUCAACCAUCUUUUCCCAACUUCGAUUCCCAGCAAUCUCAGGAGAAAUGGGAGGAUCCCUCCAUGUUAGAUUACAGCACCAGGAUUGAACCACCUAUCAAAGAGUUCAAGCAACAUUCUGAAACCCAAUCUUCACUUCCUUGCAACCCCAAUAAUCAAGUUAAGCUUCCAGUCCAAGAAGAUGGUCAGAUGAAUGGAUCACUCCAAUCAAGUAAAAUCCAAGACUGGGACCCAAGAGCAAUGCUAAACAAUCUCUCCUUCCUGGAACAAAAGAUCCAUCAGCUUCAGGAUUUAGUGCACUUGAUUGUUGGUAGAAGAGGCCAAGUAUUUGAGCGGCCAGAUGAACUUGCUGCUCAGCAACAGCAGCUCAUCACUGCUGAUCUUACUUCAAUUAUUGUUCAAUUGAUCUCUACUGCAGGAAGCCUUCUCCCAUCUGUGAAGCAUAAUACCCUUUCCAGUACCACUACUGUCGGACAGCUAGGUGGGGUUUACUUGCCUUCCAUGGUGGACCUGAAUGGUGGCUUUCAGGUGCAGGACAAUGGUGAAAGCAAAGUUUCUGAUCAGUCAAACCCGAUUGAUUUAGCUGGUAAUAUUGGGAAUGAACAAAUUUAUCAUAUUGAAGAACAUGAAUCAAAAGAUGAAGAAGAUGCCGAUGAAGGAGAGAACCUUCCACCUGGUUCCUAUGAGAUCUUACAGUUAGAAAAAGAAGAAAUCCUUGCACCUCACACCCACUUCUGUACGAUAUGUGGGAAGGGAUUCAAGCGGGAUGCAAAUCUACGAAUGCACAUGAGAGGUCACGGGGAUGAGUACAAAACCCCAGCAGCCCUUGCAAAACCUAACAAGGAGUCUAGCUCUGAACCAAUUCUUCUCAAGAGGUAUUCCUGCCCAUAUGCCGGCUGCAAGCGGAACAAGGAUCACAAAAAGUUUCAACCUCUCAAGACUAUUUUAUGUGUCAAAAACCAUUAUAAACGAACACAUUGUGACAAAAGCUAUACUUGCAGCAGAUGCAAUGCCAAGAAAUUUUCAGUUAUUGCAGAUCUCAAGACUCAUGAAAAGCAUUGCGGUAAGGAUAAGUGGCUUUGCUCCUGUGGUACAACAUUUUCAAGAAAAGAUAAGCUUUUUGGACACAUUGCUCUUUUCCAAGGCCACACUCCUGCCAUUUCCAUUGAUGAAAUUAAAGGCCAAUCUGGACCCCCUGAUCGAGGGGAAGGCAAUGAAUCAAUAAAUAAGGUCAGAAGUAUAAAUUUCAAUUUCAGUUCGGGUGCUCCUAGUGGGAGUGAAGUACAAAACGCUGUGGAUGUGAAGGCAGGUAUUGAGGAUCCGGCCAGUUAUUUCUCGCCAUUGAACUUUGACACAUGUAAUUUUGGUGGGUUUCAUGAGUUCCCUCGACCCCCAUUUGAAGAUUCAGAGAGUUCAUUCUCCUUUUUUACACCCGGGUCUUCUUCUAAUUACACUGUACCUGGGUCUUGUAAUUACACUAAAAAAACUGGGGGGGAGUCAAGUUCUAAUAAUCUUGAGUGAUGAUGAUGAAGAAGUUUUAACCUGUAAUAUUUGUAAGGUGAAGUGUGACCCCAUGAACCGUUUAAUUUCUUUAGAUUAAUAUAUCCAUUUUCUUUAA
This is a messenger RNA of Juglans microcarpa x Juglans regia, 2546 nucleotides long. Its product is annotated as protein SENSITIVE TO PROTON RHIZOTOXICITY 1. The record is from RefSeq and is a predicted model, not a curated record. The coding region runs from base 857 to 2449 and encodes 530 amino acids. The transcript is spliced from 3 exons. Gene Ontology annotation, biological process: response to acidic pH; response to aluminum ion. NCBI's taxonomy places the organism in Eukaryota, Viridiplantae, Streptophyta, Magnoliopsida, Fagales, Juglandaceae.